UGACCGUAUUUUUUUAGGUCCGAGAACAUCAACUGGGGAAGACGUGGCCGAAUUCUAUGUGCACGGUAGUCGAGCGGUUGUUGAUUGUUUAUCGGAUGCAUUGUCGCAAUUCAGCAAUGUGAGGCAUGCAAAGGCCGGCGAAUUUACAAAAAGGGCAUUUUACAACGGCAAACUGACGCUGAGCGAAGUACAAUCACUUUCACAUCUGCUGGCUGCGCAAACACAGCGCCAACGACGUCUGGCACUACGCAGCAAUACGUUAGGCAAAGUAAUGGAAAAAGUGAGGAAUCAACUUGUCGAAGUUCGCGCAUCAAUUGAAGCAUCCAUCGAUUUCGGGGAUGAUGUUGACUUUGACUGGGCGGGAAUUCGUUCCGCAAUCAGUGCUGUGAUAGAGAAACUCAAAAACAUCCAGCAGCGAGUUCACCGAGGGACAGUGAUCACUGAUGGAGUUCAGAUUGUUAUCCUUGGCGAGACGAAUGUCGGCAAAAGCAGCUUAUUCAAUCGCAUCGUGGACAGAGAGAUGGCGAUCGUUUCGAACAUUGAGGGUACCACUCGAGACUCGCUGGAAGCAACGCUUCAAAUUUCCUCCAUACCAGUAACCAUCACUGAUACUGCUGGUAUGCGUUCUUCGCCUCUCGAUAUUCUUGAAGCUGAAGGUAUUCGCAGAACACUAAAAAGGGCGAAAGAGGCAGAUAUCCUGCUUGUUGUAAUGGACAGCAGUUUAUGCAAGGAUAUUGAUGCGGAAGCCUGCUCCCUACUAUCCGAUCUCGAACUUCGUGAAGAUGUACGCAUUGUUAUCGUUUGUAAUAAAUGUGACUUGCGAAAUGUACAACAUUCAUUGGACAGCACAUCGUGGCCUAUUGUUCACGUUUCAUGUAUUACCGGUGCAGGGGUCGAAUCUUUGUUCGAUGUGAUUCGUCAGCAAAUAGAUGAAUUAUGCCCCGUAUCGGAUGAUAACGCACUUCUCAGUCGUCAAAGGCAUCGCCUGUUGAUCGAGGAGGCGCUCAUUGCACUCGAACAGACAGCGAAGGUGAACGAUGCGGCGGUAAUUGCCGAAUUGCUGCGUGAUGCGACCGAUGCAGUUGGCGAAGUGUCAGGGGCGGUUGUUACCGAACAAAUUCUCGACCAGAUUUUUUCUUCAUUUUGUAUCGGAAAAUAA
Gongylonema pulchrum is the source of this 1159-nucleotide messenger RNA. The record is from the annotation of a GenBank genome assembly. NCBI's taxonomy places the organism in Eukaryota, Metazoa, Nematoda, Chromadorea, Rhabditida, Gongylonematidae.